This is a messenger RNA of Glycine soja, 1006 nucleotides long. RefSeq lists its product as uncharacterized. The record is from RefSeq and is a predicted model, not a curated record. The transcript has 2 exons. Bases 167 to 469 code for a protein of 100 amino acids. NCBI's taxonomy places the organism in Eukaryota, Viridiplantae, Streptophyta, Magnoliopsida, Fabales, Fabaceae.
CCCAGAGGAUAAAUCCUAUCGCGAUAUCGCCCCCCACUAUGUCUACUCGACUACUCCGACUCCGCGUCUCCCUCCGACGGUCCGGCCCUCCUUCCGCGCCACUGCACUCGGCCUCUUUGUUCACCGUCGUCGCAGCGCUAAGGUCUCCGCUCCACCUCGCUCUCUGAUGCUUCGCAUCUCCGUCCCUCCGCGCCGUUGCGCUCGCUCCGCCUCUUCCUCCCUCGCGGUUGUGCGACUGCGUGACUGCGUCCUUUCUCAGGUCUCUGCUCCGCCUUUCUCUUUGGCGCUUCGCAUCUCCAUCCUCUCUCAAUCUCUCUGCGCGACUGCGCUACGCCGGCGAUGCUGCCGCAACCUCUCUGUCACUCUCCUACGUCUACAUGGCACUGCAAGAUUCAAAAGAAGGAAAUUACAAGUGCCGGAGAAAAAAUUGAUGCAAAAACGUGAAGAAAAAGUCUUGAAAAAAAAUUGAAGAUGGAGACAGCUUGUUUAGCAUACAAGAAAGGCUUAGCGCGUCGUCUCACUUAGUAGUCAGAUCAAGCUUAGCGUGAAGAAGAUUCAUGAAGAAGCCCAAAGGCGCGUUUAGUGUGAAUCUCGCGCUAAGUGCGUGCUUGCUACCAUACUCGCUAAGCCCAGAUGCCGUCGCACUUAGUGCGUGAUCACCGCCAUACCUGCUAAGCCCAGAAGGGCGCUCUUAGCGUGAGAUCGUGUGAAUUUUAAGCUACCUUAAGCAAAAGGAGAAAGACACACCGAAACUUAGAACUCUCUCUUGAAUACACCCAAAGCCUGAACAUCUCUAAUAGGGGAAACCCUCCUUCUAUAACCAUUCUCUCCUUCUCUUUCUUUAUUCAUCCCUUUUCUUCUUUUACCUCCAUCAACCCUUAAAGUGUAAAGUCUCUCAUGGUAGAGGCUAAACCCCUCAUUGUUGAGAGCCUGAUAGACCAAACUCUUGUAAUGUAACUCUUCCUUACUAUUUAUUUAAUGCAAUUUCAGUUCUAUUGUUCUUUUA